AUGUCGGCGAAUAUUGGAAAUGAAUAUGAAGAUGGCGCAUACGAAGAUGCAAAUGAAGCAGUAAACGGAGACGCUGGAUAUGCAGCACAAAAUGAAGGAGCUGCAAACGAAGCAGCAGAUAGACAGGCUGAACAUGCAGAAAAUAAGAAAGGAGCUGGACACGAAGAAGCGAAUCAAAACGUUGGAGAUGAGCUACAAAAUAAACACAUUGUAGAUAUGUCACCGAAUAUUCAUCCUGGCCACCAAGACACUGGACACGCAGCAGAAACUAAACCCAAUGUAGUUCUGUCAAUUGAAGCGAUUACACGUGAAAACAUAGAGAAUGGAAAAAAUCGAUAUCAUCAAGAAUGUUUGAGAUUAGAAAAGUUAUACUUCACAAAAUGGGCCAAACAUUAUUUAUCAGAUCAUGGAGCAUUACAACAAUCGAUUUCACAGAAGUGGAAACAAAGAGAACUUCUGGACGAUAUCAUAGGUAAUGUCACAAACUUCACUGUAAAACAUGCAAAGUGA
Messenger RNA from Schistosoma turkestanicum, 510 nucleotides. NCBI's taxonomy places the organism in Eukaryota, Metazoa, Platyhelminthes, Trematoda, Strigeidida, Schistosomatidae. The record is from the annotation of a GenBank genome assembly.